UUCAGCUGCAGAGGGCUGCAAAGUGUCUUAUCUAAUAUAUUUGUGCAUGGUUGGAUCCUGUAAAAAGCUGUGGUUUCUGCUAUAUUUGUUCUUUUGAGCAUAUUGUUGGAGUUAUUCAAUGUUACUGAGCGUCUGAUUUGAAUACAGACACUUACAAACAGCCGCUUCAGCCAGGUGAAUGUUGGGGGUUCGAGCUCUGUUUGGCAUUGGUCUUCUUGUGACGUCACGAGGAGGCUUCGUCCUGACACACACACGAGCAUGUUCAUCUGCUGCCUCUAACAUCUACAGUAAACACCUCACGCACAGACCCACCUGCACUAUGGCCAAUACCGGGGUCAAAUACCUGGGUCAGGAGGAGGCUCAGCAGAUUGACGAGGAGCUGUUCAGCGACUUCAGCUUCAGUGUGGAUCAGCUGAUGGAGCUGGCGGGUUUAAGCUGCGCUACUGCGGUGGCAAAGGGUUACCCUGUAACAUCACUGCUUAAGAGUCCAGCCAGGGUCCUGGUCAUCUGUGGGCCAGGAAACAACGGAGGAGACGGCCUGGUGUGUGCCAGACACCUCAAACUAUUUGGUUAUGAGCCAUCUGUAUUGUACCCGAAGCGGCCCAACAAACAGCUGUUCCAGAACCUGUCCAUCCAGUGUCAGAAGAUGGAGAUUCCCUUCCUGACGGAGAUGCCGGAGGCUGACUUGAUCGAUGAAGCGUAUAGCCUGGUUGUGGACGCCAUUUUUGGCUUCAGUUUUAAGGGUGCCGUCAGAGAGCCGUUUGGAGAAAUCCUCUCCCAGCUAAAGAAAAUCACCGUGCCCAUUGCUAGUGUGGACAUUCCUUCAGGCUGGGAUGUGGAGAAAGGAUGUCCUGACGGGAUUCAGCCUGAUAUGCUGAUCUCCCUCACAGCUCCAAAGAAAUCAGCGGCUCUCUUUAAAGGACGCUUUCAUUUUCUGGGCGGACGGUUCGUUCCUCCUGUGCUUGAACAGAAGUAUCAGCUCAAUCUGCCUCAGUACCCGGGCACAGAGUGUGUGUUUCAGCUCAACUGAACAUCUACAUAGCUGCUAGUCCAAAAAAAACAGAAAAAGCUUCUGGAAUAAAUUUGCUCUGAACACAUAUUUUGCUUUUUUAAUAAUGGGCAGAUUUGGAUUUGAUGAUUAAUGAGGUUCGAGUCAUGAAUGUCAAAUAGUUAGCAAGGUUGGUUAGAAUGUUUCAAAAGCACUAUUCUGAUUUGAUUAUAUGUGGAUUUAUAAAAACCUAAAAUAAAUAAAACAAAUUUCUUGGAA
This is a messenger RNA of Danio rerio (zebrafish), 1267 nucleotides long. It is a transcript of the gene naxe, whose product is annotated as NAD(P)HX epimerase. NCBI's taxonomy places the organism in Eukaryota, Metazoa, Chordata, Actinopteri, Cypriniformes, Danionidae. Gene Ontology annotation, cellular component: mitochondrion; extracellular region. Gene Ontology annotation, molecular function: NAD(P)HX epimerase activity. The record is from RefSeq and is marked provisional.